Molecule: messenger RNA, 1014 nt
Organism: Torulaspora delbrueckii
Lineage: Eukaryota; Fungi; Ascomycota; Saccharomycetes; Saccharomycetales; Saccharomycetaceae
Exons: 1
Coding region: 1-1014 (337 amino acids)
Source: RefSeq, a predicted model, not a curated record
AUGACUGAACCUGCACCUUCUUUUAGCCGUCUCUCUACUUACUCUGGUAUAUGGCAAGGCAUUUAUCCUGGUAAGCCCGCCUACUUGCCUCAGCAGUAUCCAGAUCUGACUGGUAAAACUGCCAUUGUCACUGGUGCAAAUACAGGGAUUGGCUUUGAAGUGGUAAAAUUGCUUUACGAGAAGAACUGUAACGUUAUUGCUGUCGUCAGGACUGAGUCCAAGGGCUUGGAAGCUCGUGAGAAAAUUCUAGCUGAUGUUAAAUCUAAAGGUACUAUUGGAGUUAUUGGUGGGUGUGAUUUCAUGGAUUUGAACACUAUCAAGAGUGCAGCUACCAAGAUUAUAAAUGUACUUGGAGAUAACUCUUUGAACAUUAUUAUUCACAAUGCAGGUUUGAUGGCGCCAAAUAGCGAUGGAACUUCAGAACAAGGAUACGAAGCCAUGUUCUCAUCCAACGUUCUGGGACCACAGCUUCUACAACAUUUUCUAGAUGAUGCUUUUCUCAAGAAGGAUGGCGAUUUGAAAAGAAUCGUUUGGGUGAGUUCUUGCACUCAUUUGAUGGCAUUUAGAGAAUACGGUAUCAACUGGGAAAAUCCGACGUUCAAAGAUGUUCCUAUCGAGAAAAGGCCAGAUCAUCAAACUCUAUAUGGCCAAUCCAAGGCAGCAAAUAUAUUGCAAGCCAAGGCCUGGGCCACUAAGAAAGCGGACAUGGUCACUGAUAUUGGCUGCGUGUCUGUAUCUUGUUUCCCAGGUAUCUUGCGAACCCAAUUAACUAGAGGCUGGGGUUCUCUUACCAAGAGAAUGAUUUCUUGGAUGGGUUAUGAUAGCGUAUACGGAGCCUACUCUGAAUUAUUUGCUGCUCUCUCACCAAAACUAACUACAAAUGAUCAAGGUGCUUAUAUCAUCCCGUUUGGUCAAGUGGGUGAACCUAGAACUGAUGUGAAGGCAGGUCUUACCAAUGGAACGGAUUUGAAGAUGUGGGAUAUGGUGGAGGAUAUGAUCAAGCCAUUCUUUUAA